AUGAAGAUUCUCUUUAUCGGCGACAUCGUGGCGAAGCCCGGCCGUGAGAUCAUCCGCCGGGCGGUGCCGCUGCUCAUCGAGCGCCACGGCAUCGACCUUGCCGUCGCCAACGUCGAGAACGCGGCGGGCGGCCGCGGCGUCACACGCGAGGUAGCCGAAGCGAUCCUCUCGGCGGGGAUCGACGUGAUGACGACCGGCAACCACGUCUGGGACAAGAAGGAGGCGCUCGAAUACAUCCGGAUCGAGCCGCGGCUCGUCCGGCCCGCGAAUUUUCCGGCUGGCGUCCCUGGCCGCGGCCGGUACAUCACGCGUACCAAGCGCGGUGAGCCGGUGGCGGUGAUCAACGUCAUGGGGCGCGUCUUCAUGAACCCGCUCGACAACCCGUUCAGCGUCGUCCGCGAGGAGAUCGAGGCUGUGCGCAGCGUGGCGCGCGUCAUCCUCGUCGACUUCCACGCCGAGGCGACGUCCGAGAAGCUGGCGAUGGGCUGGCAUCUCGACGGCAAGGUGACGGCGGUGGUCGGGACGCACACGCACGUGCAGACCGCGGACGAGCGCGUGCUCCCGGGCGGGACGGCCUACAUCACCGACGUGGGCAUGACCGGGGCGCACGAUUCCGUCAUCGGCGUCGAGGUCCGUCCGGUGCUGCAGCGCUUCCUGGACGGGCUGCCGGCCCGAUUCGACACGGCCACACGAAAUCCGCGCCUCAACGCGGUCGUCAUCACGGCGGAUGCCGCCACCGGCGCCGCCCGCAGUAUCGAGCGCGUCAGCGUGUCGGCGCAGGACGUCGAGACAUACGCCAGCGAGCAGGUGGCGACGUGA
This is a messenger RNA of Geodia barretti, 819 nucleotides long. The record is from the annotation of a GenBank genome assembly. Lineage: Eukaryota; Metazoa; Porifera; Demospongiae; Tetractinellida; Geodiidae.